AUGUGUUUAGAAUACCUUGGAGUAGGUGAAGUAGAGUCAGCAAUAGAGUGUGACAGCGAGGAACUACACAUCUUAUGUCUGAAUAAGAGAUAUAUUGAAGUACAUGAAGCAUUCUAUGGACGAAGGGAGGAGGGUCUGUGUUCCAUUGGUAACAACUACUCCUACCCUCUGGAUUGCUCCUGGGAUGGUGCCGAUGUCCUGGACCUCGUUAAGAGGAACUGUGAUAAUAAAGAGGAAUGUCGACUCAAUAUCCAGCUAGCUACGGUGCUUGGAGAUCCUUGUAAUGAUGUACCCAAAUACCUAGACAUCAAAUAUACAUGUGAAGGAAUGCGUAAAAAUAUUGGGCUUCUUCAUCCAACAAACCGUAGCAGUGCACCUUCAUAUCCCAGCACAUUUGCCAAUGACGGUAGUGCCAAAAGUUCUUGCUCUGGUGGCUACUGUUUCGAAUCAGAAGAGGAGACUGCCCCUUGGUGGUUAGUGGAUCUUGGCAUCAAGCGAGAUAUUAACUACGUCAAAAUUAUCUCUUGUGGUAACUAUGUGGAUGACUUCGUUGGAGCUCAGAUCCGAAUUGGGGACAGCCCCAACUUCGUGGAGAAUCCUACAUGUGGGCGUAACUUCACGGCAGAUGACGGCCAUUAUGCCAAUAUGUAUUGCAAUCAGAUCAUGUCUGGUCAGUACGUUAGUGUCCAGGUACCAGACCGGACCUCAACACUCAGACUCUGUGAUGUCCAACUCUUGUACUUUGACAAACGUGAGCAGACAGCCGUUGCCUGCGAUGGCCAGAAGCUUCAGCUGGCGUGUGCUGCCUCUGCCAGUUUCUUCAUCAAUAUCUUGGAUGUUUUCUAUGGGAGAGCCGAAAAUGGCAAAGUUUGCCCACACAUGUUUGCGAAUCACACGUACAGUGGCGGUUGCGUAGCUUCCCGUACUACCAUUAUGGGUAUUGUGCGUGGCCGAUGCCACUUGCAGAAGUCGUGUGAGCUGGAUGUACAGGGGGAUGUUUUGGACGCGUUGGUCGCUGGAGCGGGGGAUCCGUGCCAGAGUGAGUUCAAAUACCUGGAGGUGACGUAUCAGUGCAGCCGAUAUAUUCAAGGAGAGCUAGACACUGACACUAUAGGUUUAGCCUCUAUGGAUGAAUUACUACAGUUUGGUUGUCUCGGUUUCAAGGGUGUUAUAGACAUUACUAGCGCCUACGUCAAACCAUCGACAACCAGCAUCCCACCUUGGGCUCCUCAAGAUUCAGGCAUUGACGUAAGUUCUUGCAGUGCCCAGGAUGUUAGCUCCCCUAUACACACCCAGUGUAAUAACAAGAAAUCAUGUACAGUUAAGAACAAGGAGUACUACCUAGGCUAUUCAUUCUGCGCUACCAUGCAUCAAUACCUGGAGGUCACAUUCUCUUGCAAAGCUGAUGUUUCAUCGGGAGAUAUUACGUUGAUCGGAUGCACAGGUACAGAUUAUGAGUUAAGCCUCACCUGCCCGGACGGAAAAUACAUCAAAAUACAAGACGCCUUUUACGGCCGCACUCAGGUUGGCAGCUCAUCUCUUGUCUGUCCUCACUCUGCGGGCAAGGAUGACUCAACCACUUGUCGCUCAACAGACACUCUUGAUAUUGUCAAGACAUAUUGUGAAGAUCAACGCUCAUGCGGCUUGCCCACUGAAGAGUCAUUAUUAACGGCAAGUGAUCCCUGCAAUGACGUCAAUACCAAAUAUCUGGAAGUCACAUACAACUGCCAAGAGGGUCGUCCGCUGAAUGACAUUACAUUGUACUCCUGUGAGGACCAUGCUGAUUUAUUCUUGGAGUGUCCGGUCGAGGCUAGUCACAUCAGAAUUAUCUCUGCAGAACUUGGAAGAUCUGAGGAUGGAAUGCGAUGCCAUUUUCGAGACAACUAUCCUGGGGCUGUGAUGUACACCGAGUGUCAAACGCCAGACGUCUUGAUACCUGUAAGGGAUACCUGCACUAAUGAACGAAACUGCACAGUGCCAAACUACUGGGCUAACUACACCAAUGAAGAGCCUUGCUUUGGUAUCUACAAGUAUCUACAGGUCACCUACAGAUGUUUAUUGGAUGUGGCUGACUAUAACCCAAAGGAGGCAUCCAUGUUUUUCAUCAAUCCUCGCCCCACUCUGAAGAACUUUCGUCUGAACAACCAUGUCAUCAGUACCAGCCAAGAACGUAAUAUCCUGUCCUGCAUGAACGCUUGCCUGGCUCUUCACGAUUGCGUCUCCUUUAACUUUAGAACGAAAAGAGGCAACGCGGGGCAUGUGUGUCAGCUUAACGAUGCUAUAGUAGAGGAAGCUGAGUCAGACUUUACUUAUGUUAAUUAUUUUAUUUAUUUCCAGAGAGAUUCUUACCGCCAGCAUUAGGUUUGCAUUCAUCUAUAGUCUAGAGUUCAUCCAUGAAAACAACAAAUUGUUUAAGAGAAAUUAUGCAAAUAUCUAGCGUAAAUGAAUUAUGCAAUACUUUAGUUACCACUCAGUAGAUUUAUAAAUUAACAGUCAUAAAACUUAAGCCUGGUUCAUACUUCCUGUGAAUGCAAAUGCGAAGCGAAUGUUGACGUCACAAAUUCGCAAGGAAUA
Messenger RNA from Asterias rubens (European starfish), 2574 nucleotides. RefSeq lists its product as uncharacterized. Lineage: Eukaryota; Metazoa; Echinodermata; Asteroidea; Forcipulatida; Asteriidae. The record is from RefSeq and is a predicted model, not a curated record. Gene Ontology annotation, molecular function: carbohydrate binding. Bases 1 to 2361 code for a protein of 786 amino acids. The transcript is spliced from 13 exons.